AUGAAUCACAAUAUUAUUACUACUUCCAAUAAAGUCAAUUUUAAAGAUAAAUUUAAGCAAUUUAGUUUAAAACUAUAUGAUAAAUGUUUAAAUCAUACUUAUUCUGAAUUUGAAGAAAAUCUAAGAAGAAAUUCAAUAAAUUCAAAUCAAACCACAAAUACCACAACUACGACCUAUACUUCCAGAUCUUCAUCAUCUACAAAUUUGAGUUUAAAAUUAUCUAAAACAUUAUCAUUACCAAACAUUUUCAAAAUUGAAUCAAAAAAGAAGACAAUACCAAAUGAUACAUCAAAUGAAUUAUUAAAAUUUGAUAUGACUUAUUCAAGAGAUAAUUUAUUACAAUUUUUAAGAGAUGAAAAUAAUGGUUUAACUGGUGAUGAUACUAUAAAUUUCAAUGAUGAGAUUAUAUCGUUUAUUGAAGAUGAAGAUGAAAAAAAUAAUGAAUUUACUGAAAGAAAAGAAGUUUACAUACCUCCUUUACCAAGUGAUUCUUAUGAAAACUUAAACAAAUCCAAAAUUGCAUGCUUAAAUUAUUUAAAUCAAUUUAACAAAUUUUCAAAUUGA
Insectozyma verbasci is the source of this 564-nucleotide messenger RNA. Lineage: Eukaryota; Fungi; Ascomycota; Pichiomycetes; Serinales; Debaryomycetaceae. The record is from the annotation of a GenBank genome assembly.